AUGACAGCUCCCGAUAAGUCCCAUGAAUAAGAACUAAAAUGCAAGACGUAUCUCACUCACACACAAGGAUCUGCAGACCAAUGUUCUGCUCUUUCGACGUAUGCUUGUCUUAAGAUCACACCAACUUCCUCUCGACAUUGCUCUAUAAACUGUGAAUAUCCGUCAUAGGGACUCAAAGUUGUAUUCUGAUCGUGAUCGAUCUUUUAGAGCAGUUGAGAUCAUGGAGCUCGCCAACCACUCAUAUCAAGAAGGAGCUGUAGUUGAUGGAGGGGAUCACUCGCCAGAUGUCACAAUACCAAGGCUGCCAAGAAGGUCGAGCCUUACGAACACCUUCUCCUAUCCUAUACUGGAUGAGCAUGAGCACCUACGUCGCCAUGAGUCAGAUAAUAGACGAUCAUCACUGACGUCGAAUGGCUCUAUGCCAGGAAUGACAGACUCAUCCGACUCGGAGACUUCAUUCGACGAGGAUUAUAACACAUCAGCUAGUGAACUCUGGGAUAGCUUUUGGCCCGAUAGUGUAGCUGGUCCUGGAGAACAAUAUCCCGUGCUUCUGCGAGCGUCACAGACGCCGCAUUGCCUACCUAAGGGUUUUUCGAAACGCGAAUCUAAUGAGACGGGUGAGACGGAUGAUACAAUUGCUGUAUCAAAGCCAGAGGCAUCCUCCCAGAAGGUUACAGGUUCAUGCGAGACUUCUGCCACUCAGACGUCGCCUCCACGUCCGGUGACGAGAAAUGGCUCGCCCACGUAUUCCAUCUAUCCCAAGCAGAAGCCGAAUAGUAUUUUGCGACAUCCACUCCCUCCACGAACUUCAUCGCUAGUUGCAGCUCCUCUUUCAUCUCCUCGGCGGCAAUUUCUAAAACCAGCCAAGUCGAUUGUGAACCUCAAGCCUAGCAAAUCGCACCACAACCUCCAACCUAAUCACGCUAUUCCUCCUAUAUCUAGGAUGCCGAUGGCACCUGCGUCUGCAAAUUCUGUUCCUGUAUCACCAAUUUACCCCCCACCUUCGCCCCCAAGGGCUCUGCGCCCGACGUCUUCAGCUUUCAGCCUGCGCGAUAAAAACAGCUCGUUCAGCCGCGUGCAGCACAAUUCAGCGAUGCCCUUAUCGCCUCUUAGCUCACCAGCAAUGACGCCAACGACGGAAUUUCAACCUGCUUCGCGGCCAGAAGUUGAACCUUACAUUUCAGUGUUUGAGUUUGAUUCAGAUCACGAGUCGUACAUGGGGAGCAACAGUUUUACGAAGCGCAUUGCCCGUGGGUUCCACAAGAAGAGUGCGAGCGAGAAACGCAGUAGUGGACGACGCGGGAGCGAAGACUCGGAAGCCCACGGCUCGGACAAAGAGAAGCGCAAACGUGGAGGUAGCUUGGGUCGCAUUUUAGGACUAAAGAGUCGCUAAGCAUUUUUCAUACACAUCAAAGCAGAAAAACGCCAACAUCACUGUAUCACCUACUUAUGUUUCCCCCCCUUUUUUUGUAUCCAUCUAGAGGUUAUCCGGGA
This is a messenger RNA of Daldinia decipiens, 1494 nucleotides long. RefSeq lists its product as uncharacterized. Lineage: Eukaryota; Fungi; Ascomycota; Sordariomycetes; Xylariales; Hypoxylaceae. Bases 221 to 1393 code for a protein of 390 amino acids. The transcript is spliced from 3 exons. The record is from RefSeq and is a predicted model, not a curated record.